Molecule: messenger RNA, 4475 nt
Organism: Colossoma macropomum (tambaqui)
Lineage: Eukaryota; Metazoa; Chordata; Actinopteri; Characiformes; Serrasalmidae
Gene: cnot4b
Product: CCR4-NOT transcription complex, subunit 4b
Exons: 13
Coding region: 212-2623 (803 amino acids)
Biological process (GO): protein ubiquitination
Cellular component (GO): CCR4-NOT complex
Molecular function (GO): RNA binding; metal ion binding; ubiquitin-protein transferase activity
Source: RefSeq, a predicted model, not a curated record
UCAUGUAAGAUGGUGGUUAGACGGUGCAGCCGCUGUACAUGGUCAUAGAGGCUACUAUAAAGGCUUGGCAGUUUCAGUUAAGAGCGGAGAAAUAAUCCCCUAAAAAAAAUCAAGCUCCCAGUUUCCUAACACUUCGGAGUGCAGAAAUCUCUCUCAUAUCCACGUCCCAACUGCUGUGCAUAAAUCUUGAGAAGAACAGAUUUAGACAGGGAUGUCCCGUAGCCCUGAAGUGAAAGAGGACCCCAUGGAGUGCCCCCUGUGCAUGGAGCCUUUGGAGAUUGAUGAUGUCAACUUCUUUCCCUGCACCUGUGGCUACCAAAUCUGCCGUUUCUGCUGGCACCGCAUUCGCACAGAUGAGAAUGGCCUUUGUCCCGCCUGCAGGAAGCCGUAUCCAGAGGACCCAGCUGUGUACAAGCCCCUGUCUCAGGAGGAGCUGCAGAGGAUAAAGAAUGAGAAGAAGCAGAAGCAGAAUGAGCGCAAGCAGAAGAUCACAGAGAACCGCAAGCACCUAGCCAGCGUGCGUGUUGUCCAGAGGAACCUGGUGUUCGUGGUGGGGCUAUCGCAGAGACUCGCUGACGCUGAGGUCUUGAAGAGGCCAGAAUAUUUUGGCAAGUUUGGGAAGAUCCAUAAAGUGGUCAUCAACAACAGCACCUCAUAUGCAGGCUCACAGGGUCCUAGUGCCAGUGCCUACGUCACGUAUAUUCGGUCAGAAGAUGCCCUAAGAGCUAUACAGUGUGUCAACAAUGUAGUAGUAGAUGGCAGAACACUUAAGGCAUCUUUAGGUACAACAAAGUACUGCAGUUACUUUCUAAAAAGCAUGCAGUGCCCCAAACCAGACUGCAUGUAUCUACAUGAGCUGGGUGACGAGGCAGCUAGUUUCACAAAAGAAGAGAUGCAGGCUGGAAAACAUCAGGAAUAUGAACAGAAACUUUUACAGGAGCUCUACAAAAUGAACCCCAACUUCUUGCAGACCUCCACAGGGACUGGGGAAAAGACAAAGGGCAAAUCAGGCUCUGUACAGAGUUCCAACAGUAACAACAAAGACGCAUGGCCAUCGUUACAGCCCACAGGAAAAACAGCCAAUGGGCUUUCAGAACACCGCAAGAGCCCACCUCUUGAUGGAGGCUCAGACUGUGAGCACUUAACUCCAGAUGGGCCAGACUCAGAGCUGGGCCUUGGUCCCCUCCCAGCCCCCUUCUCUUCAAACUGUGAACCUGCCAGCCCUGGUGACAAACCUCCAGAAGCCAUCAGUAUAGGAAAUGGGGAAACAUUGCCACAGAUUCCCUGCAGUGACUCGCCAUCGCCCCCUCCAGGUCUGCCUAAGCCUUGUCUGGUGGUGCCAAUUAGUGUAUCAGGCUUGACUGUGCGUUCACCCUUUGAGGGGGCAGCAGCAGAGUCACAGUCGUUGUUCUCAGACAACAGCAACUUCAGGCACCCUAACCCCAUCCCGAGCAACCUGCCUGGCUUCCCCAGCUCCCCUCAUAACAACACAGACUGGCCCACUGCUCCUGAACCACAGAGCCUCUUCACCUCAGAUACCAUACCAGUAUCGUCCUCAACGGACUGGCAAGCGGCCUUUGGCUUUGGCUCCUCCAACAAACAGCAAGAGGAUGACCUCGGCUUUGAUCCCUUUGAUAUUACACGAAAGGCGCUGGCUGACCUAAUCGAGAAAGAGCUGUCAGUGCAGGACAAAACUUCACUGUCCAUGAGUCACACAAUUCCAGCACCCGGCUUCCCCCAUGGCCCUGUGCACAGCCCCCUCCACAGCGCCCCCUCCAGCAAAGGCCCGCUACUUCCCCCUGGCUCAACCACACACUUCCCUGCGAACUCUGUGCUGCCACCGCGUGGGUUCUCCCAAGUCCCACAGCGGGCUGUGUACAACUCCUUCAGCUUUCCCAGUCAGACACAAGCCUCACGCCACAGCUGGCUGGCCAUGUCUGCAAGGAGCAACCUCCCGCACUUGAACCACAACGCCACAGCUGCCCCCUCCACCGUACAGCACAACAGCUUCUUGGACUUGACUUUGCCAGCUCAACAACAGCAACACAGUACAGGGCUGGGAGGCAUCCCCAUCACAGAAAACAGCAGUUCAGUAGAGAGUAUAAAUGUCAAAGAGUGGCAGGAUGGCCUUCGAGCGCUUUUACCAAACAUCAACAUAAAUUUUGGUGGGCUGCCAAAUUCUUCGUCUUCCUCCUCCUCCUCCUCCUCCUCGUCCUCCUCGUCCAGCAUGAAUCACACAGGGGGUAUCACGCACAGCCUGAGCUGGGACGGCACAGCAAGCUGGAUGGACCCUGCCAUUAUCACAGGUAUCCCAGCGUCAUCGGGCAACGGUCUGGACUCUCUUCAGGACGACAAUCCUCCUCACUGGCUCAAGUCCCUGCAGGCCCUUACAGAGAUGGACGUCACCUCUGGCUCCACAGUGCCCCCCCAGCCCCCUCACAACACGCCCUUUGGGGCCCAGGUCCCCCUUCACAGAGCCAGCUGGGCCCCAUACCCACCCGCGGUGUCGGCCAACCCUGCCAGCCAGUUCCACUCACCUCCCCCAGGCUUCCAGACAGCCUUCAGACCGUCAGCCCAGGCCCCUACAGACCUGCUCCAGAGUGCCGCCAUGGACCGACAUUAGGGACUGUGAAACUAACACCCUUUCCUUUACUCUGAGAAAACCCAACAAACACAGCAAGCCGAAUCAAUACAACAUUACAAAACUAUUAACAAAGUAAUUAUAAGAUAAUGUAUUCUUUUUUUUCUUCCUCCUUCUGGUCUUUUGAGCUCAUUUUAUCUUUCUUGGUUUCACAUUUUUCUUGGUUUAGUCUUUGUUCUUGUUGUCCCAGUGCUCUAUCCCAGCAUUCUGGGCGUGUGAUCACAUAAGCAAAGAAAUUCUCUAACACAGCAUGAGAGAUUUGAAUAGAUUCACAAUGGGGGAGUGUUUAGGGGGAAAGAAUUGGCAAAGAAUGAUUGUAUGGAGAUCAUGAAAAUAAUGUGAAUGGAUUAAAGUCCUGGAGAAGAUUCCAUUUGAACAAUGGAGCAUCUUGAUCAGAAAUAAGCUUUUCUGCCUUUAAAGCUAUACCAAAAAAGAUCAGCACCUGUUGUAUGUCUACCUGUACAGAGAAGAAUCUGCUUCCCACAAGUCCUUAAGGCCAUGGGAUUCUAAGGAAUCAAGUCUUUCCUGCCUUCCCCCCUUUUAAAUCAAAAGCAUACUUGCUGCUGUUCUGAAGGAUCAAAUGCAUAAGGAAAGGGGGGAAAAAAUCAGAAAUGCUUUUCUUCCCUGGAAGAUGUUUGGUUAUAUUUUCCUGGUUGUGACAGAGAGGCUUUUUUUUGGAAGGGGGGGUUUGAUUACAGUCUCCUUUCAGAAUGUGGCUAUGGUCCUUAAAAGCCAUGCCUUUAGAAAAAAAAGAAAAAAAACACAGAAAAACACACAAGCUGGGUCCUUGACACAUGCUUCAUUUUACUGGGUGCAGCCUUUUAGGUAGCAGGACUUUGUCGUUGACCCUCCCACCAAAUGACUGGUACCGGGUCAGGACAGGAGGCUUUUCAGUUGCAGCUCUGCAUUUAACCUCUGUAUCAGAGGGUGGUGCAUUGCAAAAUCGACUGAGGCCUCUUUUGAAGAGCAGGGGAACUGUAAUACCCCUUCAAGCAAAGGAUAGGCGUAGCGGACAGGACACCACCGUGUGGUGUCUUUCACAGCUGCCCUUACCUGAAGAGGACAUCCAAAAAGAGUUUGUGUGUUCUUGGGUUAGAUUCCCCAGGGAAAUAAGAUGGAUGUUGGGUUCUGGGACACAUUGCUGGGUAUGAUAUAUGAUCCAUAUAGAUAGGAGACUUGUUUUGAGGAGACACAUGGCAACAAAGCAAAGUGCUCAUGUCUCUUUUCUCAGCAUGUAGCAUCAGUGAGGCAAACACUCAAGUUCUCGUGCACUGGUGGGUGUCUGACAAAAGAAAUGUCGGGGUACAAGUUAUGAUUGAUAUGGUGUGUGAGAAAAUGACUUAGUAUGUUUUAUUUAAUUAGUAAUUUGAUUUCAAGAUCAACAUUCAGGGAUAAUUUGUUUUAAAGGCAUGUUAGUGUCAUCUGAAAAGAGAUCAUGUGUUUCUCACACUUAAACAAAGCGAUAAUGGCCACACUGAUGGUGAAAGCUGGGAUAGCAGUACUGAUAGGCAACACAAAGUUCUUUCAACACAGGAUCUCACCGAGGGCCGUAUGAAAACCACUCUCCCUUCCAUCUGCCUCCUUUAAUUUUCUUUUAAUGGUCUUAAUCCUGUAUCAGCUGUGUAGGUUCUUGCCAACUGUUCAAUAUUCAACAGUAUUCAAGAGAAAAUAAUUAACUUAUGAUCUCAAGAAGAAACCAAUACAGUUUAACUAUGGGUUUUACUCAAUGCUAAAACAAUGAGAAAGUUUAAAAUGAAGAGCUAAAGGAACUGUACCUCUUUGCAGGUCUGGAAGAAGAAACAAUCUUAAAAUAAAAGAGAAAAUAACGAUGCUG